Molecule: messenger RNA, 2325 nt
Organism: Branchiostoma floridae (Florida lancelet)
Lineage: Eukaryota; Metazoa; Chordata; Leptocardii; Amphioxiformes; Branchiostomatidae
Product: pancreatic alpha-amylase-like
Exons: 14
Coding region: 109-2286 (725 amino acids)
Biological process (GO): carbohydrate metabolic process
Molecular function (GO): cation binding; alpha-amylase activity
Source: RefSeq, a predicted model, not a curated record
AAAACAAAAACUGUUUUUAAAGACGCCUGCUCUUUUUGUAUAAAUUCGAUCCCCAAGAUCCGCGCAUUGUCUACGACCAAAGCAGAACCGGACGGCAAAACUUGAGAAAUGUCUAUAAUAAUCUUGUUUCUUGUGGUGCUGAGCGGCACUCUGGCCCAACAUGCCCCGAACACGGCUGACAACAAACAGGCCAUCGUGCACCUGUUUGAGUGGAGAUGGGCUGACAUCGCCGCGGAGUGUGAGAGGUUCCUCGGACCCUACGGCUUCGGAGGUGUACAGGUGUCGCCACCGAACGAGAACCGUGUGGUCUCCAACCGUCCCUGGUGGGAGCGCUACCAGCCAAUCAGCUAUCACCUCAACACCCGCAGUGGCAACGAUGAGGACUUCAAGGACAUGGUUCACCGCUGUAACCAGCAGGGAGUCAGAAUCUACGCGGAUGUCGUCAUCAACCACAUGUGCGGUGCCGGCGGCUCGGGACACGGCACGGCCGGGAGUCACUUCAACGCCGACAGCCUAGACUUCCCGGGCGUCCCCUUCGGACCCAAUGACUUCAACGACUGCGGCACGUGCGGCACCAGCGACUGCAACAUCCACAACUAUGGCGACGCUAAUCAGGUACGUAACUGCCGCCUUGUCGCCCUGCUGGACUUGAAGCUCAGUAGCGACUACGUCCGUGGGAAGAUCGCGGACUACUUGAACUACAUGAUCUCCAUCGGAGUUGCCGGCUUCCGUGUCGAUGCCGCCAAACACAUGUGGCCGGGAGACAUGGCCGCCAUCUUCGGCCGGCUCAGCGACCUCAACACCGCCUACUUCCCGUCAGGCUCCCGGCCCUUCAUCGCCAUGGAGGUCAUCGACCUGGGUGGAGAGGCAAUUUCGGCUUCAGAGUACACCCAUAUGGGGAGGAUCACAGAGUUCAAGUACAGCGCGCAGAUCGGAUCCGUCUUCAGAAAGCAGAACGGGCAGAAGCUGUCACACCUGGGGAACUUCGGCGAAGGCUGGGGUAUGCUGUCUGACAACAACGCGAUGGUGUUCGUGGACAACCACGACAACCAAAGGGGCCACGGGGCAGGCGGGUCGUCCAUCCUCACCUUCAGAGACAGUAGGCUGUAUAAGAUGGCCAAUGCUUUCAUGCUGGCGUUCCCGUACGGCUUCGUGAGGAUGAUGAGUAGCUUCUACUUUGACAACACUGAUCAGGGGCCGCCAGCCGACGGUAGCGGCAACAUUAUGGGGGUGUCCAUCAACAAUAUGGGCACGUGUGACAACGGAUGGAUGUGCGAACACCGCUGGCGUCAGAAUCGCAACAUGGUGAGGUUCCGUAACGUGGCAGCCGGGCACGGCAUGUUCAACUGGUGGGACAACGGCAACAACCAGAUUGCCUUCUCCAGAGGAGACAGAGCUUUCAUCGCCAUCAACAAUGAAGACUGGUCGGCACUGGACGCGACCCUGCAGACAGGACUCUCAUCUGGCGACUACUGUGACGUCAUAUCCGGUGAUCUUUCUAACGGAGGCUGUACGGGAAAGACCAUUACUGUGGGCGGGGACGGCAGGGCUCACAUUUACAUCGCAGGUGAUGACGAGGACCCAAUGAUCGCCAUCCACGCAGACUCUAAAGUCGGCAGUGGCAACGGAAUCGACCCAGGGGUCGUAGAUCCAGUGCACCCAACGCAUACGCAUCCUACGCAUCCUACCCAGGUCAGCCCGACAGGAACAGAGAGGACAAUUGUUUUCAUCAAGAAGCAGACGUCAGUCGGACAGGACCUGUUCCUGAGAGGAGGCAUUGGACACGAAGUUAGACCAGGAUGUACAAGUGACGCAGUGUCAAGCCAAUGCGCCAUCCCCAUCUCACAUAGAAUCGGAGGCACCAACACCAACUUGAACUCCUGGAAACAGGGGGACAACCAUCUGGACUGGUAUGGUGUCGAGAGUGGACAGGGCUAUGGUGCACAGGGUAGUCCUCUGGCCUGGACUACGAGUAACCCCAACAACGCGGCUACAGUCAGCUCCCAGGGGUACGGCUACACACCACUCAACCAGUGGGGGGACCACUACUGGAUGCUAGACGUGGAUAUGGACUGUUCGCGAACAGAAAACGGUUGGUUUGAGGUGAAAGCCAUUGUCGGUUAUUCUGGCGGUGGUGUGCAGUGGGAGAGUGACCGGAACCAGGGGACGUGUGGUGGGACGGCGGGCGGGACCAAGCCCUACUCCUCCGGUAACCACUUCGCACGCUGCGGCAAGAUCAACGUCUUCGACUUUGACGGCAACACUUGUACAAUCGACGAGUUUUGAGACAAUUGGAAAAUAAACGAAUGAUACUUCUGCUGAUUA